Messenger RNA from Rosa chinensis, 2402 nucleotides. Its product is annotated as cyclic nucleotide-gated ion channel 1-like. The record is from RefSeq and is a predicted model, not a curated record. Bases 235 to 2214 code for a protein of 659 amino acids. The transcript has 7 exons. NCBI's taxonomy places the organism in Eukaryota, Viridiplantae, Streptophyta, Magnoliopsida, Rosales, Rosaceae.
UCACCAAAAACAAAAUAUAAAAAAAUCAUUGAGAUAAAAAAGAAAACUUUGCCGAAUGAAGUGAAAGAAUUCCGAGCUUAUCAAACAAAUUUGCAUGUCAAUAUAUAAAAUGUGGCGCUAUUGAUUCACACUUACUCGUGAUCGAGUAUAGUUGUUUCUCAAUUUUCAUUUCUAAGGCGAUUCAUUUGCUGCAAAAUUGAGGAUCGUUAUAGAAAAACGCUUCUGUUUUGAGUCAUGGCUAACGAUGAAGUAGCUUUAAAUGUAGAGCGCUUGGAAGAGAUAUCUCGAGCUCAGAGUAUUCCAGAAUUUUGGCAUUCAGAGGCUGUCAAGGGGAAAGCUAAACGUGGAGGACACAGAUCAAGAAAGCUAUGGCCUAAACUAAAGGAAAUUCUUCGGUCUUUCCUGCUGAGUUGGUGGAAAACUAUAUUUACAAUGUCCUGCGUGCUUUCUGUCUCGGUGGAUCCUUUGUUCUUAUACAUUCCUAUCACCAACGAAGACAUGAAAUGUCUCAGAUUGGACCAAAAUCUCAAGACAGUAACUCUUUUUUUACGAUCGGCGGUGGAUCUCCCAUGUAUAGUGCACAUCAUUUCCCAAAUUCUUGCUGUGAGACCGCGGCCGCGGCGGCGGAGGGUUAAGUUAGUGGAGCUUGCUUUGGAGAUGGCUAAGCGGAUUUUAUGGCCGUACUUCCUAAUUGAUAUUUUAGCUGUUCUUCCCAUUCCACAUGUAGUAAUCCUCAUUUUACUUACAAGAACGAGAAAGAUUUCGAACCCGAAUAGGAGGAAGUUGCUAAACUCUCUUAUUCUGUUUCAAUAUUUUCCACGAAUUUUUCGUAUGUACCAAUCAUGUAAGGUCAAUAAGGAAGAGCCUGACGAGGAGGAGGCUGGUAAGACUCGUUAUGGCGACAAUGGACAUCGAAUACCGUUCAGGGUGUACAAGUUUAUCCUUGCCAGUCAUGUGCUUGGAGCCUUUUGGUACUUCUUUUCUAUUCAAAGAGAGAUGGAUUGUUGGCAAUAUGCAUGUCGAAAGGAAAGCAAAUGUGAAGAUUGUACUUUUGAUUGUGGUGGCAAUCAUUCAUUUAAGAAUGGCAAUCAUUCAUUUAAGAAUGUCGCAUUUAUAAAUGAUUUUUGCCCCAUAAGUACACCAAAUUCAACAGUCUUCAAUUUUGGUAUAUUUCUCGAUGCACUUCAAUCGAAUAUAGUGGGAUCAACAGAUUUUCCACAAAAAUUCUUGCAUUGCUUAUGGUGGGGUCUUCGAAGUCUAAGCUCAUUUGGUCAAAAUCUCCAGACCAGUACCUAUGCUUGGGAGAAUCUCUUUGCGUUUGGUAUCUCUGUAGUUGGAAUUAUACUAUUUUUAAUAUAUCUCAAUGCAGUUUUGCAGUUCGUAACUACAACAUCGGAAAGAAACAAGAAGGAAAGGAUAAGUAAGGAGGUAGAUUUAUGGCUAUUUAGAAAAGGCCUGCCUAGCAAUUUGAAGCAAGUGAUCAUGCACUUCAUGAUACAAAAACUUAAACAGAAGAUAGAUGUUGGGGUGGAUGAUAUACUCUCUAUUCUUCCUUUGACACAUCGUAAAUACAUCGAGCGUUUUCUUCGUUUGGCUAUCCUUAAAAAAGUGCCAAUGCUUCAAACUAUGGAUGAAGAACUGUUGAAAGAAAUAUGCGAGCGCCUCCAGCCGGUGCACUAUCCUGAGGACAAAUGCAUUAUUGGAAAGGGAAAGCGACUAGACAAGAUGAUUUUCCUCACAAAUGGCACUGUACAGACCUACAAGACCAAUGGUAAAGGUGGAAAAAUUGGCUCCAAGUUUCUUGAGAAAGGGGACUUCUAUGGAUCAGAAGAGCUUCUCAAAUGGGCAUCAAAAUUUAGUGAUGUCGAAGACUUGCCAUUCUCAUCGAGAAUGGUUAAGCCCAUCAUGAAAGUUGAAGCCCUUGAGCUGAGUGCGGAGGACUUGAAGAUUGUAGUCAGUAAGUUCUGGUGGCAUUUCACCAAGAACAAGGAUCUAACUGAGUUCAACAAGUCUGUGUUGGAGAAGUUGGCAGUAUCUUCCGUAGAAAAACAAUUCCGUCGCAUCAGGCAAGUGAUGAAAAAGAAGCAUGAAAUUAAGUCUCACAAUAAUUUGGAUACUAAUCAGCUGGGUAGUCGAAGUAUGAAGUUGAAACGCGUCAUCAGCAAGGCCAUGUGGGAUCAGCUACCCUCUCCGGGUCAUUCUCUACAUGGCUAGCUCGUUCGUUGGGUUUACUAUAUAUUCUAGAAUCAUUCUUGAACUGUAUAUAGUUUCAAACAUCGAAAUCUCUAACCUUUCAUCACCCUCUCCCUUUUUGAUCUUAAAAUGAAAGAUAAUCGCACUCAGAGUUGAAAGUAGCUAUCUUGUAAAGAGAGUAACAAAAAUCACAGUCGAGUAUUAUCAGU